Zootermopsis nevadensis is the source of this 6088-nucleotide messenger RNA. NCBI's taxonomy places the organism in Eukaryota, Metazoa, Arthropoda, Insecta, Blattodea, Termopsidae. The record is from RefSeq and is a predicted model, not a curated record.
AGUAAAACAUACUAUUAUCAGCCAUGCCUAUGUCUUCCGCGCAGUCCUCCCCUGGUGAAGAGGUAGUUAUUUCAGGGCUUGCAGGCUGUUUUCCUGAAUCACAAAAUGUCUACCAGUUAAGGGAUAAUCUGUUUAACAAAGUGAACAUGGUGACACAGGAUAAUCGGCGCUGGAAUUUUGAACACCCUAAGCUCCCCAUGUGGGCAGGGAAGGUGCCGAAUGUUACAAAGUUUGAUGCAUCAUAUUUUGGCAUUAACUAUAAGCAGGCACACACCAUGGACCCUCUGGGCCGUUUGCUGCUCGAGAGGACGUAUGAGGCCAUCGUGGAUGCAGGACCGAGUUAUGCAGUGGAUUCAGCGUGUUCAUCCAGUACCUACGCAUUUGAGCAGGCAUAUAGAGCCAUUCUCAAUGGAUCUUGUGACUCUGCUAUUGUGGGUGGCUCCCAACUUUGUCUCCAUCCUUACAUAUCUCUUCAGUUUACGCAACUUGGUGUGUUAAGUCCUCAAGGCAUUUGCAAAGUCUUCGACAAUGAUGGUGAUGGCUAUGUGCGGAGUGAGGCUAUCUGUGUGGUGUUUCUGCAGAAGGCUCGGGAUGCAAAGCGUGUAUAUGCCACAGUGGUGCAUGCGAAGACCAACAGCGACGGCUUUAAGGAUCAGGGAAUCUCUUACCCCUCUGGAGAUAUUCAUAAAGUUUUACUGGAAUCGUGUUAUCAGGAGAGUGGUGCUGAUAUCAGUGCUCUAGAAUAUGUUGAAGCACACGGGACUGCAACCAGAGUUGGAGAUCCUGAAGAACUGAAAGGUAUAACCCUGGCAUUCUGUAAAGAUAGGAAGACCCCACUCCUUAUAGGAUCAGUCAAGUCCAACUUGGGGCAUUCAGAAGCUGCUUCAGGUCUUUGUGGUAUCUCCAAAGUGAUCAUUGCCAUGGAGACUGGCUUCAUCCCCCCAAAUUUGAACUACAACAACCCUCGAGAAGGUGUAGAGGCACUUGUGAAUGGGCAACUGAAGGUUGUGACUGAGAGGACUCCUUGGACAGGCAACCUUGCAGGUAUUAACUCAUUUGGACUUGGAGGCGCAAAUGCCCACGCUAUACUACAGCGGAAUCAGAAGAACAAAGUAAAUGGUGGGGCUCCCGCUGACCUCAUUCCUCGACUUGUUAUUGCGUCUGGGCGUACAGAGGAGGCAGUCAAUGUCAUCCUUAUGGAUUUUGAAAAACGGCCAGUUGAUGCAGAAUUUGUGCAUCUGAUGCACUGUGUACAGUCGACAGGAAUUAUUGGCCACAAAUACCGAGGGUACACGCUUCUCACACAGGAUGGUAGGAAUCUGCGGAGUAUUACAUUUUACCCAGGAAGCAAACGACCUGUCUGGUUCGUGUUCACUGGCAUAGGUUCGCAAUGGCCAGGUAUGGGGAAAUCCCUCCUCAAACUGCCUGUUUUUGCAGCUGCCAUUGAGAAGUGCCAGCGAACUCUGAAUAAUUAUGGUGUGGAUGUGAUCAACAUAAUCACAUCUGAUGAUCCCGGAAUCUACAAUAACAUCCUUAAUUGCUUUGUGGGCAUUACAGCCUGCCAGAUAGGGCUGGUGGACAUGAUGAGAGCAGUGGGCAUUGAGGCCGAUGGCAUUGUGGGCCACUCAGUGGGGGAGCUGGGCUGCGCUUAUAUGGACGGCUGUUUCACGGCUGAGCAGACGGUGCUGGCGGCAUACUACUGUGGCUGUGCAGUCCUAGAAACAGAUCCCAUCGAGGGCAUGAUGGCUACAGUUGGUCUGGGAGCUGAUCAGGCCAAGAAAUUGUGCCCACCUGACAUUGAGGUGGCGUGCCGCUAUGGACGUAACUUCUGUAUGUUGUCAGGACCGGCCAAGUCCAUGACGGAGUUUAUAAAGUCACUGCAACUUCAAGGCAUAUCCACUACACAGAUGAACUGUGCCAACAUCGCUCAACACAGCAAGCACAUGUCCUCAGCUGGGCCUCUCCUGUGCAAGUAUCUGAAGCAGCUGAUCCCGCACCCAAAACCCCGAUCUUCUCGCUGGGUGAGUUCUUCAGUGCCAGAGAGUGAAUGGAACUCUCCAUCAGCAACACACUCAUCAGCCGAGUACCACACCAACAACCUGCUUAGCUCUGUGCUUUUCGAAGAGGCGUCGCGACACGUCCCACGUAACGCCAUCGCCAUUGAGAUUGCUCCACACGGUCUCCUGCAGUCCAUCUUGAGAAGUUCCCUCAACAAAGGCAUCACCAACAUUGCCAUUACACAGCAAGGUCACCCUAACUGCACCGAGGUCCUCCUCACUGCUCUGGGAAGGUUGUAUGAACUAGGUUUGCAACCACAGUUGGUAAACUUGUAUCCACCAGUACAAUACCCAGUAAGCAGGGGAACUCCAAUGAUCUCCCCACUAGUCCGGUGGGACCACUCUGAGGACUGGUACGUCAUGUACUACACAACACAGCCCAAAGUGAACUCUGGUGAAAGAUCUGUAACUAUCAGCCUACAGGAUGAAUCAAGGGAAUAUUUAUCUGGACAUGUCGUUGAUGGCAGAAAUCUAUUUCCUGCAGCAGGCUACCUUGAACUUGUGUGGAAUUCAGUUGGUCUGAUGACUGGACAGGAUCACACCACUGUGCCUGUUGUGUUUGAGGAUGUGCGGUUCCAUAGGGCUACAAAUAUACCCAAGGAAGGAAGCAUUCAGUUUACUGUCAUGGUUCAGAAAGCAAGUGGGAAGUUUGAGGUAGUGGAGGGAAAUACGUCAGUUGUGAGUGGUUUGGUGCGGGUACCUGCAGACGUCUCCCAUGAAAUGGUAUCCCUGGAGCCCCUCAAGCCACUCGUUAAUGAUGAGUUGCUUGUACUUUCAUCACGAGAUAUCUACAAGGAAUUGCAUCUCACUGGAUAUAAUCACCAGGGACUCUUCCGUGGUCUUGUUUAUGCAGACAACUAUGGUGGGUGCCAAUACAAACAACAGGAUUACCACAAGCUUGUGAUGCUGUCUUACUAUUUGGUUCGUGGUGUUAGCACCCAGUUAUUGACGCUUGUUAUGACAGUGCUUCCAGUACAUUUGUACAAGGAGUUGGAUAUCAUCCAAUCAGCAGGCGUGGAAGUGCAAGGACUCAAAACAAGUGUCAUAGCGCGACGCAAGGUCCUGACUAACCCUGUGCUUGAGAAAUAUGUGUUCACACCCAAUGUGGAACCUGCUCACCUUGAUUUGCAUGGCGCACUGAGGGUGUGCACUCACAUCACUCUGGAGAACAAGCCUGGCGCCAACAUAAAGGUGGUGGAGCUGCUGAGCGAAGGCACCGCACCCCUCUCUCCUGCUGUGGCCCUCAUCAUUGCAGACCUUCCACUUAUAAAGGCAGACAUAACAAUUCUGGCAAAGGUGAGUGCCCUAUUGGGGGCAGAUGUGGACACAAUGGGAAUCAAGGUCGAGGAGCACGAACUAGAGACCGAGCAGAACUGCACACUGGCAAUCGCUUCGAACAUCCUGCUCCAUGGACAACUGCUGCAGACUGCUGUAAGUGCCCUGGCUGAUGGGGCCUGCAUCCUGACUCGUGAGAAACCAGAAACGAAGACCACGUUCACCAAUGGCGUCAGGCUCGAGGUUGUGUUUGAGAAGACUCUCAAGGAUGAGAAGUUGCUCUUGCUCAGGAAGGGAGUGGUUUUGGAAAAUCCAAUUGUGAUCCAUGUAACAACUCACAACUAUGAUUGGCUGCCGCAAGUACAGACUGCCAUCGGUAGUAACUCCAAACGUCACAUUAUUCUUGUAGCUCAGGGUGAACCACUCAGUGGCAUUGUGGGUCUUGUGAACUGUAUCCGCAAGGAGCCUGGAUGUGACUUUGUCAGGUGUUACUUUAUUCCUGAUUCCUCUGCACCCCCAUUUGAUCUUAACUCACCAUUCUACCGGCAACAGCUGAGGAAAGAUCUGGCUGUCAAUGUAUACAUUGAUGGAAAGUGGGGGUCAUACCGACACCUCCCCUUGGACAGCUGUGCUACUGUCACUGUGCCACAUGCCUAUGUCAAGAUCAUGAGACGAGGAGAUCUCUCCAGCUUCAGAUGGUUGGAGGGGAAUCUGGACCCUGACAACAUUCAGAUGGAACCAAGUAGGGAACUGGUGCAUAUUUAUUACUCCCCACUCAACUUCAGAGAUGUGAUGUCAGCAACAGGAAGGCUGACUUUUAAAGUUCCAAAGUGUCGGCUGGAUCUGGGCUGUUUUGAAGGCAUGGAGUUCUCAGGACGUGACCAGAAAGGGCAACGAGUCAUGGGCAUAAUUCCUUCUGGAGCCCUUGCCUCCAUGGUGUUGGCAGACACAGACUUGAUGUGGAAUGUGCCUGAGCACUGGACACUCGAGGAUGCUGCAACUGUGCCUUUGGCGUAUGGAACUGCUUACUAUGCGCUUUGAGAUUUGGUCACAUGAAACAUGAAAAAGGGUGAGUCGGUGCUGAUCCACUCAGGCAGUGGGGGCGUAGGCCAGGCAGCCAUCAAAAUUUGUCUGCACGCAGGUUGCACGGUGUUUACCACUGUCGGUACAGAGGAGAAACGUGCCUUUAUCAAAAAGCAGUUUCCACAGUUGAUGGACCAUAACAUUGGCAGCUCUCGAGACACUUCUUUUGAGCAACUUAUCAUGUCACAGACAAAUGGAAAAGGGGUAGACCUCGUUCUCAACUCUCUUUCUGAAGAGAAGCUGCAGGCCUCAGUACGCUGCCUUGCCCCUCGAGGACGAUUCUUGGAGAUUGGAAAAUUUGACCUUACCAGCAACAACACUAUUGGCAUGGAAGUGUUCCUGAAGGAAACAAGCUUCUUUGGAGUCACUUUGGAUAAACAAUUUCUUUCAUCCCCUGAGCUUAAGAAAAAUCUGCAUCACAUCAUGACCGAAGGUGUAGCUUCAGGGACUGUACGACCGCUGCCCCGGACUGUGUUUUCUGACAGUCAGGUGGAGCAGGCUUUCAGAUACAUGUCAGCUGGGAAACAUAUAGGUAAAGUGUUGGUGCAAAUUCGAGCAGAGGAAGACAGAAAAUUAGUUGUGCCUGUACCACUACUCAUGCAGGCCUAUCCACAAUACUUCUGCAAACCCAAUUUCACUUACAUCAUAGCAGGUGGCUUGGGAGGCUUUGGUCUGGAGCUGGCUGAUUGGCUUGUGUCACGAGGAGCUCGUAAAUUGGUGCUGACAUCUCGUAAUGGCAUCAAGACUGGCUACCAGAGCUUACGUGUGAGAAUGUGGCGCAGCUGUGGUGUAACGGUAGUCAUCUCUCUGGCUGACAUCACCACAAAGAGUGGCGUAACAGCUCUACUGUCAGGCGCAAAGAAGCUGGGGCAAGUCGAUGCCAUAUUCAACUUGGCUGUGGUGCUGCGAGACAAACUCUUGGAGAACCAGACUGAGGCAGACUUUGCUGCUUCUGCAGGACCCAAGGCACUUGCAACGCAUCACCUGGAUGCGCUGUCUCGCCAGAUGUGCCCACACCUGCGUCAUUUUGUGGUGUUCUCCAGUGUAUCAUGUGGGCGUGGUAAUGCUGGGCAGACGAACUACGGCAUGUACAACUCCGUCAUGGAGCGUGUCUGUGAGGCCCGUGUCAGAGAUGGGUUGCCAGGUCUUGCUGUCCAGUGGGGCGCUGUGGGGGACGUGGGGUUGGUUGCAGAGAUGCAGGAGGAACAGGAAGACAUUCAGAUAGGUGGCACCCUAGUACAGAGGAUUUCAUCAUGUCUUGAGGUGCUUGACAGAUUCAUGGGGCAGACAUGUCCUGUAGUGUCGAGCAUGGUUGUGGCAGAAAAAUGUGUGGGAACCAGUGAACAUGCAAAUGUAGUGGAGUGUGUGAGCAGCAUUAUGGGUAUCCGUGAUCUGAAGACCAUUAGCCCAACUUCUACGCUGGCAGAAUUAGGGAUGGACUCCAUGACAGCUGUGGAGAUUAAACAGUCACUUGAGCGAGAGUUUGAAUUAUUUCUCACGUCUCAGGAGAUACGAAGCCUAACAUUCACACGCCUCAAGGAGAUGGCCGCAAACAACCAGGUCAAUGGGGAGGAAGAACAUACAUCUCAAGUGUUGUGAGAAAAAGGUGGAGGUAUAUUUUGUGGACGGCAACCACUUGACAAUGCUGGACAGCGAGGAUGCUGCCGCCAUUA